AAACAAUAUUUUGGAGUCCAAACACUUUAAAAGAACACUUUCCCCUCUGUUUGUGCAGAGAGAGAAAUGGCGGAUUCAUUCGACGAAGAGUGCGAUUAUCUGUUCAAGGCGGUUCUGACGGGCGAUUCCGGCGUCGGAAAAUCCAAUCUCCUCUCCCGUUUCGCCAGAGCCGAGUUCCGAUUGGAUUCCAAACCUACCAUCGGCGUCGAAUUCGCUUACCGGAAUAUCAAGGUCGCCGAUAAACUCAUCAAGACCCAAAUCUGGGACACCGCCGGCCAAGAAAGAUUUAGGGCAAUUACAAGCUCUUAUUAUCGAGGAGCAUUGGGAGCAUUGCUAGUAUAUGAUAUAACUCGAGCGGUCACAUUUGAGAAUGUGAAGAAGUGGCUACGAGAGCUAAGAGAUUUUGGGAAUUCGGACAUGGUCAUUGUUCUAGUUGGGAAUAAAAGUGAUUUGAGCCAUUCUCGAGAAGUGCAUGAAGAAGAAGGACGGCGUUUGGCAGAGUCUGAAGACUUGUUUUUCAUGGAAACUUCUGCCAUGGAUAAUGUGAACGUGGAAGAGGCAUUUCUUGAAAUGGUUCGUAGGAUCCAUGCGAUUGCUUCCCAGAAAAGCCUAAAUUUACCGAAACGAAUUGAAAAGCUUGUUGCUUUUCCAAAUGGAAAAGAGAUUGUUCAUGAAGUUACUCCUACCAAACCCAAUUCAUAUUGUUGUUAUUUAUGAAAUUUUAAUUUUAAAUAGCGGGUUUACCUUAUAUU
Cucurbita moschata (crookneck pumpkin) is the source of this 752-nucleotide messenger RNA. RefSeq names its product ras-related protein RABA6b-like. Bases 67 to 717 code for a protein of 216 amino acids. Gene Ontology annotation, molecular function: GTP binding; GTPase activity. The record is from RefSeq and is a predicted model, not a curated record. The transcript has 2 exons. Gene Ontology annotation, cellular component: endosome. Lineage: Eukaryota; Viridiplantae; Streptophyta; Magnoliopsida; Cucurbitales; Cucurbitaceae.